Messenger RNA from Pochonia chlamydosporia 170, 189 nucleotides. RefSeq lists its product as hypothetical. NCBI's taxonomy places the organism in Eukaryota, Fungi, Ascomycota, Sordariomycetes, Hypocreales, Clavicipitaceae. The coding region runs from base 1 to 189 and encodes 62 amino acids. The transcript has a single exon. The record is from RefSeq and is a predicted model, not a curated record.
AUGCGGUGCGCGCAGUAUAACACGGAGCAGUUCCCAGAGAAUGUUCCCCAGAUGGCCUACAUGUUUGGGGUAACUCAAAACGUCGACGAUGUCAUUAACAACCCCAUGACUCCAACAACCCUGUGCGGCCCCGUCGGGUUAGAAACCCAAAUGCACCGUGCUCUGCUCGUCAAUGUUUGUUCUGGGUAA